This is a messenger RNA of Blastocystis hominis, 786 nucleotides long. RefSeq lists its product as hypothetical. NCBI's taxonomy places the organism in Eukaryota, Bigyra, Opalinata, Blastocystidae. Gene Ontology annotation, cellular component: cytoplasm. Bases 1 to 786 code for a protein of 261 amino acids. The record is from RefSeq and is a predicted model, not a curated record. The transcript has 3 exons. Gene Ontology annotation, biological process: signal transduction.
AUGGCUCAGAUCGCAGAGACUGCGGAAAGAUAUGAGGAUAUGUCGCAGUUUGUGAGCAAGGCAUUCGCAAAACGCCGUGAACAAGCAAGACAUCUCACCAUAAAUGAAAGAGAAAGAGGGUUAUUUUCAGUCGCUUACAAGACCGUAAUCUCUGCAAAGCGAAAUUCGCUCCGACUCCUCCUUUCCAUCAACGCGAAGCCUUCCGCAGGAGAAAGGAUUAAUAUUUCGGACGAGAUGUCCAAAUUAAGAUUAACCAUAGAAAAGGAAUUGCGAUCCGUGUGCAUGGAGGCAAUUUCAAUAUGUGAUCAGGUUUUAGAGAAUCCUGAGUUGCUUUCCGACCAUGUUGUGUAUUAUUUAAAGAUGAAGGGGGACUACUAUCGCUAUUUGGCUGAAUUUGCGUCGGAAGAAGAGAGGGAAGAGAUUACAGAAAAGGCAGAGCAGGCUUAUCAAGAGGCAGUUGACCAAGCAACAGUAGCAAAUGUGGGUGUAGCCAGUCCGAUCUUUCUCGGCCUUAUUCUCAAUUUCUCUGUGUUCUAUUACGAGAUCAUGGGUAAUACGAAAAAAGCGAUUGAGCUAGCCAGUAAGGCCUAUGAUGAUGCCUUUAAUAUGAUGAAGGGUUCCGAGGAAUUGUGUACUGAAGCAUACCAUGUAUUGCCUUUGCUGAAGGACAAUCUAGCACUUUGGAAAUCAGAAGAAGCGCGACAAGAGUGGAUUCUCCUCAAUGCUCUGUUUGUUUCAGAUGGAAACUCUAUUCUUUUCUCCGUUGUGUGUGUGUGUUGUGUGUGA